AUGCAUAAGGAUGUCAUACCACCAAAUGAAUCAGAAAAAACUGUUUCUCCUGACAAUGUACCAGGGGCGAAGUCAGCAGUAGGAGGUGAAUCUUCCGGUCAUUUGGAUCAAAUUGUUGACCAGAAGUUCAAGCAUUUGGAGAAUAAAAUUGAUUCAAAUCAUAUUGAUCUUUUGAAAGCCGUCGACAGUAUAGCGAGCCGAAUGAUUAGCACAUCAUCUCAACUUAAAACAGAUGAUUUUGAUCAAACAUUCCAUGUGGUUGAACAACAACAAGCACCUACUGGAUUGGAGGUGCACAAUUUUGGAAAUAAAUCUGACCCACCCCAAGCAAAUGACCAAUCUAAUGUCCAGGAAGAUAUUAAGGUAGACAAUAUAUCAGAACAAAACAUUUCAUCAGAUGUUCCAAAAUCAUUUGAUCAGCAUGUUUCUUCUGAUACAUUAAAGGAAGAUGAACCAUCCAUCAAGAUACAAGAGGUGGAUGAUGUAUCAGAACAAAAUAUUGUAGCAGAUGAUAUAGAAUUGUUUGAUCAGCAUAUGUCAUCAGAUACAUUAAAAGAACCAGAAAUAUCAAUUUUUACACCACAAUUGAAGGAUGUAUCAGCACACCAAAUGAAACCACAAAGAGCAGAUACUGAUCAACGAAUUGCUGAUUCUGAUACAUUACAGAACACUGCAAAGAAAGAUGUAAGAGUAGCCAUUGAUAAAACUGACAAAGUAGAAGAGCAAGUUGAGGAGAUUGAAAAAGAAAAAAUCAAACCAAACACAUCGGAAUCCAAUACUUCAACACCGUUUUUGACUGAAACUCUGGAUGUGAUAGAUUCUCUAAUAUACGGACUUCCAUUACCAGCCAUGCCAUUGACUGUUGUUACUCAUGAGCAAGUAGUUCAGGAUGAAUGUCUAUUACGCGAUAGCCAGCUACCAACCACUCUUCCAUCAAAACCCAAUGUAUUGUCUGACGAUGCGAAGACACCAUUUCGAAGAAGCAGAAUUCCUUCGAAGAUCUUACAAUUGCCAUAUCUUUCAAACUUUGGGUCAAGUAAAAAGGAUUUUGUAGUGGCAUUUUCUAAAGAUAAGAACUGGUUCUACCUAAUAUCACAGCCGAACAGGUGUUGGAAUGAUAAGCACAUCAAUGUAAUAUUUUACUACCUUCGGAAGAAAUCGAAAAUACAGUUGAGCAAUCAGUAUCGAUACACAACGACAAACUGCAUUUUCAAAAUUUUUAUCGAAUAUGCACACACAUGCUACUAUCACAUUCCACCUGAUAUUUCUACCCAAGAAGAUAUGGCAAGGGCCAUUGUUACAGCUCAUCAUGAGAGAUCUGUGAAGAACAUAAUAAGAGAUUUCUCAAUACUAGCCAGAUUGCCCUGGCAUGUGAUAGAUGAGGUAUACAUUGCAGUAAACUGCGAUAGGGAUUUUCAUUGGGUUCUUGCGGUAGUUGUAUUAAAAAAGAGGUUUAUACGUGUGUAUGAUUCAUUGCCUAGACGAAGAAGUAGCAACUCUUCCCAAGAGAUCCAAAAGAUAGCAGCAAUGUUACUAACAUACCUGCAAGACAGUGGUUUCUUUGACAACAACGAACGUACUGAUUGGUCGUCGCUUGAUUCAUACAAGGACAAAUCAACUGGUAACAUGCUUGAACCACAUCACCCAUUUGCAUUUGAAUACGUUGAAGGAAUUGCGCAACAGGGAAGUGACAGCUUGGAUUGUGGAGUUUUCCUGACCAUUUUUGCUGAAUAUUUUAGUGAUGGAAUUUUUAUUCCAAAUACUAGACUAAACACCGAAUUCUUCCAUUCAAGCUAUGUCGCACUCUUGUGGAGAUAUGGUUGUCAGAAGGCCAUGGAUGGUUAUGUUAGCGAUAACGACGAUCCAAAAAAACCUAGGAGCGAUAUCUCUCCAAGCCAAGGAGAACUGAUUGAUGUCCAAUAA
Solanum dulcamara is the source of this 1923-nucleotide messenger RNA. RefSeq lists its product as uncharacterized. The coding region runs from base 1 to 1923 and encodes 640 amino acids. The transcript is spliced from 9 exons. Gene Ontology annotation, molecular function: cysteine-type peptidase activity. NCBI's taxonomy places the organism in Eukaryota, Viridiplantae, Streptophyta, Magnoliopsida, Solanales, Solanaceae. The record is from RefSeq and is a predicted model, not a curated record. Gene Ontology annotation, biological process: proteolysis.